This is a messenger RNA of Nylanderia fulva, 1425 nucleotides long. The record is from RefSeq and is a predicted model, not a curated record. NCBI's taxonomy places the organism in Eukaryota, Metazoa, Arthropoda, Insecta, Hymenoptera, Formicidae.
ACAAAACUAUUCCAUAGAUCCAGUGCCAACGCUUUGAAAUUGAAUUAUAUUUGGCAAUAGUGAUAAUAUUGUGGCGCAAAUAUCAAACAGCGGCUAAAUAAUACAGCAAUCGACAAAAUUAAGCUUAGAACUUGUCUGUUCUUCGCACGGGCAACACGAGUUGUGUGAUUAUAUGACCGAUUUGAUAUUUCUAGACAAGGAUGGCACAACAACAUACAUUGCAGGAUGAUGAGAUGGAGAAAAUAUUCCGCAUAAUAUAUAUGAGGGACUUUUUGUUAUUUACUUGUCAGCCAGUGGUGCCACCGAGCAACAAUUGAAACGCACACUCGAAUUGCCUGACAAUAUUGAUCAAAAAGUAAUUAUAGACUGGGUAUUAAGAAGACUCAACAGGAAAUAAGGAAAUUGUAAAGCGGUCGAAUUAUAAUGACAAAAGAAUUUGUUGGAUUUCACGUAUGAAAUCUGUAAAUACAAAUAUGAAAAUUGUAUUUGAAAACGAAUUAAAAAUUGUAACUUUUCAUACAAACCAUUUAGUUAAUUCAAAGAAAUUGAUAAAUGAAGAACUGAAAAUUAAAACAAUGGAUUAUUUCGAUCAGCCUGUGAAAUUUAACAAUAUCUGCGAAAAAAUGGAAUUUAUUCUAUCAACCAUAUUUUACUUAAAUGACAACAUUCCAUUUCAUAGAGCUUUAUUUAAAGACAAAUCUACAAAUUGCAACAAGAUUAGACCGAUAAGAAAAGUUUUAUGCGCUGCGUCUUCUAAACUAAUGAUGUUCAUGAAAAAAAUACUAUUAAGCCACGACGAUGACUUGUCGCUUUUCCAAUUUGCUCCUAUUAUUGGGGCAGAACAGAAAAAAUGGAAAGUAGAUGAUACCAAAUUAUCAGAAUUAGUCGACAGAUUCAUGACCAAAGAAGGAUCUGAAGAGCUUCGCAAAGUGCUGGAUAAUCCCGAGUCGUUAACUGAAAUAAAAAAAGAAAUGCCUAUACCUUUAGAGGUUUUUGAAAUGCAGAACGAACUGGAAAUCGACAAACUAUUGGAUAAAUUGGGCAUUCAAGAUUUAUUAGAACCCGACAAGGCCACUCUAUCCAAUUUCACUAAACAAAAUCUGCAAAAUCUGCUCCUCGGCGAUGUCAAGCAUUACGCGCGUAUUUGUAUGACACCAAAUGAGGUCACUGCUGACGCAGUUAGCAUGUUCUUUACAAAAGAAGGAGGAUCUCUUAAUCAAAUCAAAGACAUUAAUAUAUGGAAAAAAGUAAAGAAUAAGUCACUUUGGCUGCUGUAUUGUAAAAAACGACACACCAUUCUUUUCAUUGGUAUUAUGAAUGAAGAUAAAUAAUCUUUAUUGCAAAAUUUUCCUUAGAACAAAAAUGUAUUCUCGAUUGAAAUUUUAAUAGCACAACUAAUCUCCACAGUAUGAUACGUUUUUAAUA